AUUUAUUGCUACUUUCUGUGAUCAGAUGUUGAUUGAAAGCAUCAUCACAAUUAUUUUGUCACUAUUUCGGAAAUCUGACAAGUUCUGUGCAGACAAAAGAACCAUUUAGACACCACAUUUUUCAAACUAUUGUCUAAAUAGUGCAUCCAUUUCACUGCCGUUCAGCACCAUCAAAAACGUUUGAGAGUGAAGAGUUUCCAAAAAAUUAUGAGAAAAAUUUAUUUUCUGUGUUGGGAUUGAUACCGCAUUCCAAAGUCAUCUGAUGAUACUUUUCAGGGAUCAAGAAAAAUAGGUCGCUUUUGAUCUUUUGAACUUUGAUCUGAACCAAUUUAACAAGAUAAAGAAGUAAAUCUGUCUUGCGACUUGGUACGGAAGCGAUACAAACACAGUAAAAUUAAAUAAACAGUGACCAUUCCACAGACGAGGACAUAGUGAAUUUCUACAGAGUUACUGAAUAUUCCGUUAUUUUUAUGCCAAAAAACCGCACAACAAUGAUCAAUCGGUUCAAGAGUGCUCUGAUAAAUGCCGUAAGUAAUACGGGACUGGAUGCAUCCGUGGUGGGGCUGAGUGGGAGUGGUAGCAGCUCGUCGUCGUCAUCAUCAUCGUCAAGAAAUCAGAGGGAGGAAGGGGAAGAAGGACAUCGUAGUCGCAAAGGAAGUCGGGGAGGAAGUCAUGGUCUCGAAAAUGGCGAAGGUGUAAGGAUCAAACGACACGAAUAUUCGAGACCACAUUUUCUUCAGUUAAAUUCCACGGACGAAAUCACGGUCACGGCGGAUCAUGGCGUUCGCCCUAUAAUUGUUCCCAGGGACUUGUCAUUUAUACCGUGGGAGUCUGGUUAUGCGGAAACUAUAAAUUCGGGGAAGUCAAAGCUAAACGAAGACCAAGCCAGGGUACAUUAUGCUCACAUACGGGUCGAAAUACCAAUCGAGAAUGGAAAUGCGUCUGAAAUGAAUGGUCAGAAGGAGCAGAAUGGGAGUGGGCUUCCACGAAAGGAGAUUCUUAUCCCAUAUUAUUUCUUUGCAUUAUUUGAUGGUCAUGCCGGAGCUGGAGCGGCAGUUGCAGCAGCAGCACAGCUUCAUAAUAUUUUGAAUGAUAAAUUGCACGAAGUUGGAGUUCAUCUAGUCCAAGAUGGUCCUUUUUGUGAGUCGGUGGGUGGAAAGUCAAAGAAAGGUGUUUACUGGUAUCCUCAAGUCAGCGUGACCAAAGAUUCUUUAAUUGUGGGGGCUUUAGAGGCAGCAUUUUAUCAGAUGGAUGAAACUAUUCGGGAAGAUAACUUAAAAUAUGACGGUGUUAAUGGUGGUUGUACAGCGGUACUCUGUCUGUUUAUACUCGGGAAAGUAUACACAGCCAAUGCCGGAGAUUCCAGAGCAAUAUAUUGUAUGAGAAAUUCUGAUCCUGUGCCUUUAUCACAAGAUUUUACUCCAGAAACGGAACGGACUCGUGUGCGAUUAUUGGCUGCCCAGCGUCCGGAACUAUUGGGAAAUGAUUUUACCUCCAACGAGUACCUUCGUCGACCAGUGAAGAAAGAUGUUGGUACGAAAAUUAUGUACCGUGCGGCACACAUGACGGGCUGGGCGUAUAAGACUGCUUCCCUUGAUGAUCUGAAAUUCCCAGUUGUAUUUGGGCAUGGGAAAAGAAGUCGUGUGUUGGCCACUAUAGGUGUCACCCGAGGUUUUGGAGAUCAUGAGUUGUAUGCUCACAGUUCCAAUAUACGAAUAAAACCAUUCUUGUCAUCUCAGCCUGAAGUGAAGAUACUGGAUCUGACAGAUAAUCUAGACGAAGAUUCCGUUAUUUUGAUGGGGACCGAUGGUUUAUGGGAUGUGACUCUCAAUUCGACCGCUUCAAGAAUAGUGUUUUCCACUUUGGACCAAUUUCCUCCUUCGGAUAUAAAUCGAUACAAAUAUCGUUACGUCUCUGCCGCUCAAGAUCUGGUAAUGCAUGCAAGAGGGAAGUUCAAUGACAAGAAUUGGAAAAUGGGGGACGGUGCAGCUGCUACGAUUGACGACAUAUCCGUAUUUGUUAUCCCAAUCGGGCAAUAUCGCAGAGAAUGGGCCCAACAACAUUAUUCAGACGAUGACAUGGAAAAUUCAACUUUUGAGUCAUCCCUUGACGCUGUCAAUGCAAAUGGUCAUGAAGUCGCUAAAGAUGUGCUUGACACGGUGGAGAUCAGCACAGCUUCCCCAACUACAAGUGUUAAGGAUAAAGAAUCACUUUCUACUAAUUCACUAAAUGCUAACGUAAAUGCGAUGGAUGUACAGUUAGAAGUAGUAGAUGAAUCUAAUCACUAAUCAAAAAUAAUAAUUCUCUGUAGUAUCUCUCAUCUAACUCACAUUCUGAUUUAUGUAUGUAUGCAUUUUACAUUCAUUUUCCUCUAAUCCGAGUACAUUCCAUGCGUAGCCAUCCUUAAUAAUUUUUCUCAGUUCAAGUUGAUUAGUAUUUUGUAUGUUUAAUUUAUUUCGUACGAUAAAUCAAAAAGAAACGUAAUUUAUUAUUGUUACUAUUAUAUUACGACUCUCGGUAGCAGCAUAGCGAAUCUAGUUUCAGGUAUUGUAACUGUGAUAUAAUUUUUAAUAUAAUGACGAUCCCCUCGCCACCACUUUUGAAAUACCAACACAAAUAAACCAAAUCCUAUUUAUUAUAUUAAUUAAGUACCAAUUAAAAAUUGUAAGUUAUUGAAUUAGGUAAUAUAUAUGUAGAGACUUUUGGUUUUUGUUAUCGCCGAGAUCACGAAAUAAUUUAGAGAAGCAACCUAAUCGCAAUUUUUGUAAUAAAUGGUACCACAAAUGCUCAAAUUCA
Molecule: messenger RNA, 2796 nt
Organism: Folsomia candida
Lineage: Eukaryota; Metazoa; Arthropoda; Collembola; Entomobryomorpha; Isotomidae
Product: protein phosphatase 1H
Exons: 14
Coding region: 471-2288 (605 amino acids)
Biological process (GO): protein dephosphorylation
Molecular function (GO): protein serine/threonine phosphatase activity; cation binding
Source: RefSeq, a predicted model, not a curated record